AUGCAGCCGUCUCUGCUGGCACGGCCGUGCGGCAGCGAGGGAGGCGAGGCAGAUCGGGGCGGGGAGCAGCGCAUGGGCGCCGCGGCGGGCUGCGAUGGCGGCGAGCGGGCGCGCGGGGGUGAGGCGAGGAGUGAAAGCAACGGCGGCGGCGAGGACGAGAGGUGGUGCGGGAUCUGCCUGGACGACGUGGGGGCGCGCGCGCUGCAGCAGGGCGCGCUGGACUGCUGCGACCACCUCUUCUGCUUCCCCUGCAUCCUCAAGUGGUCGCAGGUGGAGUCGCGCUGUCCGCUCUGCAAGCGCCGCUUCACUCGCAUCCGCCGCCUCGCGCCGCCCUCGCACGGCCGUGGAGCUGGCGGGGCGGGCAGUGGCGGGGAGAGCAGCGAGAGGGAGGGGCAGGCGGGCGAGGAGGGCGAGGGCGGGGCGGGCGGCAGACGGCGGUCGGCCAGGGCAGUGACGAUCCGAGUGCCGCUGAGGGACCAGUCGAGAACAGUGGACACUGAAGCCGAUGCUGAGCUGGCAGCCGAGCUGGCAUCAGCUGACCUGGCAACGGCAGCAGCAGCGUCAGGUGGAGCGUUGCAGGCGUACAGCGAUGCGGGGUGCAUGGUGUGUGGCGGCAGCGGCGACGAGCGGGUGCUGCUGCUGUGCGACCGCUGUGACGGCGCGGCGCACACGUACUGCGUGGGGCUGGGCUCCUCCGUGCCCCGCGGCGACUGGCUCUGCCCUCCCUGCGUCUCCGCUGUCGCCCGCAUGCUCGGUGGCGACGCACAGCAGGGCGCGCAGGGGGCGCAGAGGGCACAAGGGGCAGCGAUGCCAGGGAGGGGAGGAAGGGGGUUGAGCAGGGAGCGAGGUGGGGGGAUGGGGCUGGGCGUGGGACGAGGAGUGGGAAGCUCUGUGGUGGCGGAGAGCGACGACGACAGCGGGUGGGAGUAUGAAGAGGAUGUGGAGGAUGGGGACGGCGAGUAUGCGAGUGAGGAGGAUGAGGAUGAGGGGGAGUGGAGUGAGAGCGAGGGGGAAGAGGAGGCCGAGGACGAUGUUGAGGGUGAUGAGGGUGCGGAUGGUGGCAGCAGCAGCAGUGUCGGGGGCAGUGAGGACGAGAGCAUAGCAGCGCGCAUAUGCGCUGGCAGGUACACCCCCUCCUCCUCCUCCACCGCUGCUGCUGCUGCGCCUGCCCGCCCCGCCCCUGCAGGUGCGGUGGGCAGUGGGGCAGCAUCGGGCAGCAGGAAGCGCAAGGCAGGGCGGAGUGGGGGCAGGCGCGUGAAGCGGCGCAGGACAGCAGCGACAGCAGGCGCAGGUGGCGGGGGUGUGGUCAGGGGCAGGAAGCGGCGGGUGAAGGUGAGGAGAAGGAGAGUGAGGAGGAAGGCGAGGACAGUGGCAGGCAGCAGGAGGAGCGGUGGCAGUGGUGCAGGCAGGGCUGGUGCGUUCACGUCAAGUGCCCUGCGCGUGCUGGCAGCAGGGGUGGCGGCCAGGCAGAGGCAGCAGCUGGCACAGCUGAGGAGCAACAGCCGGUGGGCGGCAGGGGGGGCAGGGGGAGCGGCAGGUCAGCACGGCAGCAGCAGCGCUGGCACCCAUGGUGGGCUUGCAGCAGCUGCUGCCACGGGUGUCCCUGCCGCUGCUACUGCUUCUGCCGCCCCUCCCAUGCGUGCAUCCCCCCCAUCCAUCCACGACAUUGUGAGCCCCGCCCUGCCAUGCCCGCCUGCUGUGCGCCGUGCUGGGUUGCUGGGCAGCACGCACAGCAGGGGGGGCGUGGGGAACGCGAAUACAGUGAGAGGGAGGGCGAGCGGUGCGGAGGAGGAUGAGAGGGCGUGGCGGCAGUUUGAGAGGGCGCGCAUGGCUGCUGCUGCCCUGGGCAGUGGCGCUGCUGGCAGCGUGAGCAGGAGUGCAGGAGGCGGUGGUGCGAUGAUAGAGGGAGGCAGGGGGGCUGGGUUGGUGGGUGGUGGAACGAGAGGUGUGAGGGGCGCCAUGGGUGGGAGGGCGGGCGCUGCAUUGGUACCGUUACGUGGUGAGGCGCUGGUUCAUGGCCGCAGUGGCAGCAGGAGUGGCAAGGAUGGCAAUUCCACUGCAUCACUAUGCGCAUCCACGUCAGCAGGCAGCAGCCUUGUGUCAUCUGCCCUGCUCGCUGCCUCCCGUGCCCUGGCGGGCAAGCAGGCAGCAGCACCAUCCGCAAAGAUGCCUGCAGUGACAUCAGCGUCAGCAGCAGCAGUGGCGCCCUGCAGGUCAACAGCAGCACCUGCCACGUCCUCCUCACUACCUGCCAUGCCCUCCCUCUCUUCCCUCUCCUCCCUCUCCUCCCCUUCUGUGCCCUCGCUCCCGCCCGCCCCUCUUUGCCCUGCGCGCCCCCCAACGAUCCCAUGUGCUGCGGCUUCUGAGAGGAGAGCGCUGCAGGUGAAUGGCAGUGACGCGCUGUUCGGGGAGCAGGAGGAGCAGCGGCAGCACAGGGCAGAUGACGUGCACGGAGGCGCGGGGCUGGUGGGCGUGUGGGGGCUCCGACGAGUGAGGGAGAGGCGAGCGGGUGGCAGCGAACAGGAGAGGAUGGAGGGCGAGUGGCGGGGCGCGGUGCAAGAUGCAAGCGAGCAGGCGAAGCAGGUGCGCAGCACUGCCGUGAUCGUGAAGACUGAGAAGGGCGGUGACGAAAGGGAGAGUGGGUGUGGGAUGCUGAGCAAUGGGGAGAAGAUGGCACAGGGAGGGGGCGAGUGGAGAGGUGUGAAAGUGGAGUGCUGUGAUGGUGAUGAUGCGGCUGAAUAUGGUGGGUCGGUGGGCAACGUGGCGCAAGGACCAAGGGCAGCCAAGGCUGAAGAGGCUGUUGGUAGUGCCGAGGUGGGAAGAAGCGCGUGGGCGCGAGGUGGGGAGGAGUAUGGUGUGCGGAGUGGCAGGGCGAGUGGGAACACGGAUGGAGGCAGCAGCAGCUUGGUGCCGCUGGGGCAAGCAGGCUGUGGCAAUGGCGGGGGUGCGUUGAAAGGUGCGACAAAGGGAGGAAAGAAUGAAACGAGUGGGAGUGGUGAGAGCAAGGGUGGUGGAGGUGGGAGGGGCGGUGGGGAGGCGAAACUAGAGAGGGGCACGGGGAGCAGGAGCAGAGAGGGGGCAAGGGAGGAGAGGGAGGCAGUGGUGCGUGCAGUGAAGCGAUAUCUGCAUCCCCUCUAUACAAACAAAACGAUAAGUCGCGAGCAGUUCAAGCACGUGGCGCGCGGCGCCACGCACCUCUUCUGGGACCGCAUGGCCCAUGCACCCUCUCCACCGCUGCCCCUCGCACCACCGCCCUCGCUGCCCUCUCUCUGUAUCCGUGCCACCAGCACCUGUCAGCGCCCCUCGCCCCGCCACCCCUGCACCAGCAGCGUUACUCCCCGCUCGCCCCCUCCCUCCAUGCCCACCUGCCGUGAUGCCACUACCACACCAGGCACUCUCUCCGUCCCUUCCAAUGCACGCAGCUGCUUGGGUCCGGUAAGGGAGGGGCACGAGAAGGCAGCAGCACAGGGGAAGGACAUGGAAGGAGGGCGUGUUAGAGAGGGAGUGGGUGGCGACAAGUCCAACAAGAGCGGCUCAGAGGUGUGCCCACGUUGUGUAGACUGGUGUGUGAGGGCCUUCUUGCCCCCUGUUCAUGGUUGA
Messenger RNA from Closterium sp. NIES-65, 3600 nucleotides. The record is from the annotation of a GenBank genome assembly. NCBI's taxonomy places the organism in Eukaryota, Viridiplantae, Streptophyta, Zygnematophyceae, Desmidiales, Closteriaceae.